CGCGGGCGGGGGGCCGUGGAGGCAUGGCGGCUCCCCUGCGCGGCGCGACACGGACUCGGCGCGUCAGGCCAAAACGCCUCCCCUUCCCCGAUGCUCACCGUGGUUAAUUUGAGCCAAACACAACUGCUUCUUCUAUUCUAUCUCCAGUUAGUAGCAGCAAGCCACAGCAACGGAGGAGCAACCGGGGUUCUUGUGGGAGAGGGAAUUCUGGUAGGGUGAGCUGACAUGCUUGCGAGGAGCGCGUCCACGCCGGUUCUGGGGGCGCUGCUCCCGUCCGGGAGCCACUCGCCGGCCGUGUCCUCACCGGCCGUCCACUUCUUCGGCGACUCGUCGCCGACGGUUCCGCACCUCGCGCCGGUCUUCUCCUGCCGACUCACGCCAGGCGGCUCCGACGUCCACGGCCGCUCCCUCGGUGGCCUGCGCCGCGCUUGCUCGGAUGGGAACCUCGCCGCUCUAGGCGCCGGCGGGGAUGACCACCACCACCAUCAGCUCCCGCCGUCCGCCAAGUGCGCGCCGCGCUCCAAGCCGGCGGCGCUCGAGACGAUCCAGUCGUUCACGCAACGCGACGGCGCUUCCACGGACGAGGAGGAGGAGGACGACGACGACGACGAAAGCGCGGAGCAAGAUCUCAGCUUUGGGAACUUCCGGUUCAGCGGCAGCAGCACGUUCGCGCAGGAGCACCCGCUGUUCCUCGCCAGAGGCCUCGGGAUCGACCGCCUCGGCUCCGGCUUGCUGAGCGCCGACGGCGGCGGCAGUGGCAUCGGCGGUUCCGGCGGCGGCGGCGGCAGUUACCUGGUGACCUCCGACAACGGAGGGAAUCGCUCCGACAUCGAGAUGCAUUACAGGAAGAUGAUCGAGGAAGAUCCAUGCAACGGCCUGUUCUUGAGAAACUACGCACAGUUCCUGUAUCAGAUCAAAGGGGACAGCCGGAGGGCGGAGGAGUACUACUCCCGCGCCAUCCUCGCCGACCCGAACGACGGCGAGCUCCUGUCGGAGUACGCCAAGCUGGUCUGGGACGUGCACGGCGACGAGGAGCGCGCCUCCAGCUACUUCGAGCGGGCAGCCAAGGCGUCCCCGCAGAACAGUCACGUUCUCGCGGCGCACGCAGCGUUCUUGUGGGACACGGACGACGGCGACGGGCCGGAGGGGAGCAGCAGCAGCGAGGCGCUGGGCUACGCUGGGUUUGCUGCGGCGGCGGCUCACUCGUCCUUGGCUUCCGCGACGACCUGAGCACUGUUGUUUGUCUCUGAAACUACUGUAGCACGUGGUAGAUUGGUAGGUUCGCGUUCAUUUCAGUGAGUAGUUUUAAGCUUCCCAAUAAUUGGAGCGCUAAAUGGCUGGUCCAGUAUGUCUGUACAACUGCUGUUUUAAUCACCAAGCGGAAUCACGUUUGUGGUAUCUGAAUUCUGCGGCCCUGAUCUCAGCUUCGUGUCAAUGUAACAUGUUAACCUAUUCCUACCAGGGUCACUUCACUUCCAUGCUGCAUUCUGGGUGGUCCGCGAAAUCCUAGGCUGGAAGAAAAGGCCUGGCCC
Molecule: messenger RNA, 1532 nt
Organism: Oryza brachyantha (malo sina)
Lineage: Eukaryota; Viridiplantae; Streptophyta; Magnoliopsida; Poales; Poaceae
Exons: 3
Coding region: 226-1230 (334 amino acids)
Molecular function (GO): protein binding
Source: RefSeq, a predicted model, not a curated record